This is a messenger RNA of Zophobas morio, 997 nucleotides long. RefSeq names its product probable 18S rRNA (guanine-N(7))-methyltransferase. Gene Ontology annotation, biological process: rRNA (guanine-N7)-methylation. The transcript has 6 exons. NCBI's taxonomy places the organism in Eukaryota, Metazoa, Arthropoda, Insecta, Coleoptera, Tenebrionidae. The coding region runs from base 115 to 939 and encodes 274 amino acids. Gene Ontology annotation, cellular component: nucleolus. The record is from RefSeq and is a predicted model, not a curated record. Gene Ontology annotation, molecular function: rRNA (guanine) methyltransferase activity.
AAAACCCGAAAACCACCAAAUCGCUAACCCAGAUAAGAAAAACACAUGGCUUUUACCUGUGAUAAGAGAUAACUUCGUAAACAGUUGCUUGAACACGUGCCAACCAGCCGCAGCAUGUCUCGCCCGGAGCAUUUAGCCCCUCCGGAAAUCUUCUACAACGAAAAUGAGGCCCGAAAAUACACCCAAAACUCCCGAAUUAUGGACAUUCAAAUGCAAAUGAGCGAACGUGCCGUCGAACUGUUGCUUUUACCAGAAGACGAGCCCUGCUUUCUCCUGGAUAUUGGGUGCGGGUCGGGGCUUAGUGGCAGUGUCCUUGAAGACCAGGGCCACUUUUGGGUGGGAAUGGACAUAUCGACAGCGAUGCUAGAUAUCGCGCUUGAGAGAGAAGUGGAGGGCGACGUUCUGCUGACUGACAUGGGGCAAGGGUGCCCCUUUAGAGCCGGGACUUUCGACGGGGCUAUCAGUAUUUCGGCGCUCCAGUGGCUAUGCAAUGCCGACAAAACCACACACAAGCCGGUUCAAAGACUGUAUAAAUUUUUCAGUAGUUUGUAUGCUUGUUUGAGUCGGUCUGCGAGGGCUGUGUUUCAGUUUUAUCCGGAGAAUAGCGAGCAGAUGGAGCUGGUUACGGCACAAGCGAUGAAGGCGGGGUUUUAUGGGGGCGUCGUCGUGGACUACCCGAACUCCACUAAAGCGAAAAAAUUUUUCUUGGUGUUGAUGACGGGGGGAAAUGUGCCUUUACCCAAAGGUUUGGGGAGUGCAGAGGAAACUCAAGGUGUUUCGUAUAUUUCGAAACGAGAGCAGAUCAAAAAAGCUCGAGGAAAGCCGCUGAAGAAGAGCCGGGAUUGGAUCUUGGAAAAAAAAGAACGCAGGAGAAGACAAAUGAAGGACGUUAGGGCCGAUUCUAAGUACACAGGGCGCAAACGAAGCGGCAGAUUUUGAUAAAAAUAGACCUUAUUAUUUAAUUUUAUUUUUACUAAUUAAUAAAAAGUUUUGUUUA